This is a messenger RNA of Didymella exigua CBS 183.55, 873 nucleotides long. RefSeq names its product NAD(P)-binding protein. Bases 39 to 713 code for a protein of 224 amino acids. Lineage: Eukaryota; Fungi; Ascomycota; Dothideomycetes; Pleosporales; Didymellaceae. The transcript has a single exon. Gene Ontology annotation, molecular function: oxidoreductase activity. The record is from RefSeq and is a predicted model, not a curated record.
GCCAGGGGUAAGACGCAUCUAUUGAAAGCUUAAGUGGGAUGAGUAGCGAUCCAGAGGAUGUCAAGCGCCUAUACAAGGAGAUCAGCGAGAAGGAGUCUCAGGGUAUCCAGUUGCUCGUCAAUAACGCUGGCAUCGCACGUGACGACAACACCAAGUUCUCCACCGCUGGCGAGCCCAAGUGGAACGACGCACAGUCUGUCUCGGACCACUUCUUGAAGUCGCCCCCAGAGUCUUGGGCAGACACCUUCAAGACCAAUGUUGGCAGCAUUUUCUACAUGUCGAUGACCUUCUUGCCUCUUCUCGCUAAGGGCGGAAGCAAGACGCCUGGUUACACAUCGUCAGUUGUAAACGUCACAUCCAUCUCUGGUGCUAUGAAGGGUUCCAGCUCAGGACAAUUCGCGUACGCCAGCUCCAAGGCCUCCGCAACCCAUCUAUCCAAGAUGCUUGCGACAACAUUCAUUGGCACGGAGGUCCGCGUAAACGUUAUUGCGCCCGGUGUCUUUCCAUCUGAGAUAACCACUGGCUCGUCCGACGAGGACAACAAGAGUGUCAUCGAGGGUGGCAUGUCCAACCCUGCUGGCAGACCUGGUAAAGAUUCUGACAUGGCUGCGUCGAUUCUUAUGCUGGCUGGUCCAGGAGGUGUCUUCUACAACGAGCAGAUCUUAUAUCCUGAUGGUGGCAACACCCUCAGCCAGCCCAGCUCGAAGACCUGAAUAUCGGAUGAUGAACAAAAGGUCCCGUAGUAUCCGUAUAGCUCAGACGUAAUGGAUUACGACGAUGACACAGAAGGUUGCCUGGCAAUGAUCUGUGUCGAGUGCAUCUCAGACAUGACUACAUUCAGUGCUUCCCACAAUCACAGCAGCAGGGCAAACC